Molecule: messenger RNA, 704 nt
Organism: Populus euphratica (Euphrates poplar)
Lineage: Eukaryota; Viridiplantae; Streptophyta; Magnoliopsida; Malpighiales; Salicaceae
Product: L-arabinokinase-like
Exons: 3
Coding region: 22-417 (131 amino acids)
Source: RefSeq, a predicted model, not a curated record
AACACCUUGUACAUUGUUAAAAUGUUCAGUGGGGCAAGGAGAUUACGAGAUGCCAAUGUCCUUGGUUAUCAAUUACAAAGGGUCCCAGGACGAGCUCUUUCCAGAUGCACUGAUGAUUUUGAGAUUCUACAUGGAGAUCUUCAAGGUCUUCCAGAUACAAAGAGUUUCUCAAAGAGGUUGGCAGAGCUAGAUACUGCAUAUGACUCUGAGAAGAGUUUAUCAAAGAGGUUGGCAGAGCUAGAUACUGCAUAUGACUCUGAGAAGAGUUUAUCAAAGAGGUUGGCAGAGCUAGAUACUGCAUAUGACUCUGAGAAGAGUUUAUCAAAGAGGUUGGCAGAGCUAGAUACUGCAUAUGACUCUGAGAAGAGUUUAUCAAAGAGGUUGGCAGAGCUAGAUACUGCACAUGACUCUGAGUAGAAGACUACUUGUAUGCUAGACACUGCAUACAAGUUAACAUUUAACUUGGCCUAUAGCUGGUUGGUUUUUUUCCUUUAGUACGAACAAGAACAGUCAUUUGAGUUCUCAUAUGAUAUGGUAUUUGAAACCUUUAUGUUCGGCAUUGAAAUGACAUGUUUUAUACCUCAAAAGGAUGAAGAUCUGAUAUCUUCUCCUCACCCCACCCGCGAGCUGCUUUCCCAUAGUCCCAAUAACCGACCAUCAUUGUAAUAGUGGCGACCUUUCAGUUUUACAAAGACCACUCUGCC